Messenger RNA from Trichomonas vaginalis G3, 852 nucleotides. RefSeq lists its product as uncharacterized. The record is from RefSeq and is a predicted model, not a curated record. NCBI's taxonomy places the organism in Eukaryota, Parabasalia, Trichomonadida, Trichomonadidae. The transcript has a single exon. Gene Ontology annotation, cellular component: cytoplasm. Gene Ontology annotation, molecular function: protein binding. The coding region runs from base 1 to 852 and encodes 283 amino acids.
AUGGCUGUCACUUUUAAUUCGUUAGCGAUGUCGGAAAAACCCAAGUUAACACCAAGCAUGCGCGGCAUCGAGAUGGCUGUUUUUGAGCUUGACAUUUCAGGCAAAGAUGUUGCCGAAAUACAAAAUGAAAAGCCGUUAGAUGAAAUUAGAAAAUUAACUGCAUCGCAAAAUCAAAUUCAAUCACUCGCAUUUCUCGAGCAUACUCCAAAUCUUGUUGAUCUUGAUUUAUCACAAAACCAGAUUUCCGAAGGUGUUUCGAAUUUCAGUUUAUUAAAAUUCAUCCACUCAAUCAAUCUCAGUUCAAAUCUUUUUGAGAACGUUAAUGGAUUCCCAACAUUGAAUACUUUAACUUACUUAGACUUAUCUUCCAAUCAUCUUGCUUCUGCUGGAGAUAUUCCAUCUCUUCCUUUCUUAAAGCAUCUCAAUCUUUCAAAUAACUCAAUUACAGCUCUAAAUUUAGCUGUUAUGCCAUCCCUUCAAAUUCUUAACUUGCAAGGAAAUUUACUUGCAAAACUUGAGCUUCCAAACCUUCCUUCGAUUAGAGAAAUAGAUGCUAGCCAUAACUCUAUCGAAACAAUCGAUCAAUUUACAGAGGAAUCACUUCCAUAUCUUUGGUCUCUUAAUCUUAGAUAUAAUCAACUCAAAACACCCGAAGAGCUUCACUCCUUUGAGAAGCUUCCAUUAUUAUUCGAUCUAAAGAUAGAGAAUAAUCCACUUAUUCAGGAAGAUAAGAGCCAUAUUCCGCCAAUUCUUGUUAUUUUACCAACUCUCACAAUAUUAGAUGGAGAGCAGGUAAAUGCAAAGAACAAAGUUAAGGCUGAGCUCAGUGUUAAGAGCGAAACUAUGUUGUAA